AUGGUGCGCCACAAGAAGGACGGCUUUGGAGGCCGCGGAGGUCGCGGCGGCCGCGGUGGCGGCAAGAAAUACAGCAACCCGCCUCGCCAACGGGGCCCACGCGACACCGAGGACGGCGGCGAAGAGGAGGGCGAGCGCGUGGCCAAGAGACCGUCCUUCAAGGCUGCCGCAUGGGAUCUGGGGCACUGCGACGCCAAGCGGUGCUCCGGCAAGCGCCUCAUGCGUCUCGGCAUGAUGCGCGAGCUGCACAUCGGCCAGAAGUUUGCCGGCGUCGUCGUGUCGCCAAAGGCCAAGAAGACCGUUUCCCCCCAAGACCGCGAGCUGUGCGAGCAGUACGGUGCCGCAGUCGUCGAGGCCUCGUGGAACAGGAUCGACGAAGUGCCCUUCUCGCGCAUUGGCGGCAAGUGCGAGCGCCUACUACCAUACCUAGUCGCUGCGAACCCCACCAACUAUGGACGGCCGUGGCGACUGAACUGUGUCGAGGCACUUGCCGCUUGCUACGCUAUCUGUGGGCACCUCGAAUGGGCUGAGGAAAUACUCGCAUCCUUCUCCUACGGCGACGCUUUUCUUGAAAUGAAUGCCGCAUUGUUGAAGCGCUACGCUGCCUGCUCAACCGAAGAGGAGGUUUUGAAGGCCGAGCAGGCUUGGCUGGAUAAGAUCGAGAGGGAAUACAACACAAGCAGAGACGACAAAGCAGCGCUAGGAGAGGGUGAUGCUUGGGAGGGUGGCAACAUGAACAGACGCGUCCCGGACGACUCGGAUGACGAAGACGAAGAAAAAGAGGCUGGGGACGAGGACGAGGACGAGGACGAGGAGGAACGUGACCCGUACGGCUUACCACCCGAGGAGUCUGAUGACGAAGAGGAAAUGGCAGAGCUACGCCGGCGCGUGCUGGCCUCGAAACCCUUCGCCAAUCCCGAACCGGAGGCGAAGAAGGAGGCUGAGACGAGAUCCGAAGUCCCACCAGUGUUGCAAGAAGACUCCGAUGCAGAAUCAGGGUCAGACAUCGCGGGUAUGGACGAUGAGUUCGACAACAUCAUCAACGCCACACCUGUUACGGAUAGGACUGGUAUAACGGCGAAGCAGAGACUCAAGUCUCAGGACACCACCGUAGUAAGUGCGAGCUUCUCAAGGGCCAGCCUUAGCGCCCCGAAAAAGUGGUAG
This is a messenger RNA of Diplodia corticola, 1164 nucleotides long. Its product is annotated as rli domain-containing protein. Gene Ontology annotation, biological process: maturation of SSU-rRNA. The coding region runs from base 1 to 1164 and encodes 387 amino acids. The transcript has a single exon. The record is from RefSeq and is a predicted model, not a curated record. Lineage: Eukaryota; Fungi; Ascomycota; Dothideomycetes; Botryosphaeriales; Botryosphaeriaceae. Gene Ontology annotation, molecular function: rRNA small subunit aminocarboxypropyltransferase activity.